Molecule: messenger RNA, 1379 nt
Organism: Nanorana parkeri
Lineage: Eukaryota; Metazoa; Chordata; Amphibia; Anura; Dicroglossidae
Gene: TMEM91
Product: transmembrane protein 91
Exons: 4
Coding region: 456-1151 (231 amino acids)
Cellular component (GO): intracellular membrane-bounded organelle; membrane
Source: RefSeq, a predicted model, not a curated record
UCUAAAGGGCAGGUCACUUGUAGAAGGACAUUGAGGGUCUACUGAUCCCUCCAGAAGCUUGCUGUAUUUGUCAACAGCAGUGCAGUAUGGUAGAGAAAGGGUUAGUAGCAGCAGCACCAGCGCAGCAUCCUUUGCUCCCUCCCUCCUCAGCUAGCAGAGAAUCAGAGUCACCGAGAGAGAGGAGGACAGAGUACACAGCAGAUCCAAGCAUCCAGGUAUGUGACGGGGACCCGUGCACAGAAAACAAUUAUAUAAUUUGCUUGCUUGUGGAAGCCUGAAGUGACUAUCCCUGUUUGGUCCAAAGACCAAUCUGUAACAAAAAAAAAACAUGAGGCAUGAACACAGAAGAUGUAGAAGUUGAGGCCACUUCACAUAUCAGACAACACCCCAAAUUUGCUUAAUGGACAAUGGCUUUUCCCAGAAUCCUUUGGAGGCAAGAGUAGCAAAGAUCAGAAAUGGAGUGUCUGCAUGAGUUACAACAUCCUUUACUGGACAGGUCUGUGGGAUCAGGCAUGCUGACCCCCCUCCUCUCCAAAGACAGUGGAGGUGGAGGAUUCAUUUGGAAAUGUCUCCCACACCGUUCCCAGCAGGGAGCAGAACUCAGCCAACAGUUCCUGGACCCAGGAAGCCUGCGCAGGACUGUGGAUUCUGGGAGUGGGAGUUUUGCAGAUGUGGCUUUCUGGAGAUCAGCAGAUCCCAGAGUGUGGAGGGGAAAGGACUAUUCAGAGACCACCUUUGUGGACCCCCAGCGAAGCCCUGAUAUGUGUAAGAAGUUACUGUUUACUCCGGAGAAGGACAUUCACACUGUAUCAUGUGACGUGAAGGAGGACGAUGUGCUGGACCUGGAAAAUGAUUCCUCCAGUGACAGUGACACAGACAGCGAGAGUCACUUUUCCCUGCUCUUCCCCCAGGAUUACUUGGGCCUAGCCGUAUUCUCUAUGCUUUGCUGUUUCUGGCCUCUGGGCAUUGCCGCAUUCUUCCUGUCACAAAAGACCAACAAAGCUUCUGCUCAAGGCGACUACCAUGGGGCAAUUGUGGCCUCCCGACAGACAUUCCUGUUGGCGGUUCUCUCGAUCUUCCUGGGCAUUUGCACCUAUGUGGGUGCUGUGGUGGCCCUCAUUGCCUAUCUGUCCAAUAGAGCCCCCACCUAGAGGACCAACUGCUGGCCUGGACAACCAGACUUCUCUUGUCAUAACUAGAGUCCUCCUGUCUGCUGGUCUCCUGUCUUAACCAGAAAACAACAAUGAUAAAGACACAUUGGAGGUCCACUUUUUUUUUGUUUGUUUACUUUAUUCAGACGUGAAAGAAAUCUGAAGUGUCCGGAUGCAUCUCAUACUCCAGCCAGGUCCAUGUGGAAGAACUUUGGGGCAUUGUGAAAU